AUGGCGCCGGUGGGCGGGGGCGGGCACCCGGGCGGCGGGCCGGCCCGAGGGCGCCUCCUCCUGGCGGCGUUGGUGCUGCUGGUGCUGCUGUGGGCGCAGGGGGCCCGGGGCCAGGGUAGCCCCCAGCCGGGCGCGAUCGUCGGCAUGAGGCUGGCGAGCUGCAACAAGUCGUGUGGGAUGAACCCGGAUGGCAUCAUUUUCGUCUCCGAGGGCAGCACCGUGAACCUGAGGCUGUACGGCCACAGCCUGGGCAACAUCUCUAGCAACCUGAUCUCCUUCACGGAGGUGGACGACGCGGAGACCGCCCGCAAGUCCACCAACUGCCUGGAGCUCACUAAGGACCUGGUCGUGCAGCAGCUGGUCAACGUGAGCCGCGGGAACACAUCCGGCGUGCUGGUAGUGCUCACCAAGUUCCUCCGGAGGAGCGAGAACAUGAAGCUGUAUGCAUUGUGCACCCGGGCCCGGGCCGAUGGGCCCUGGCUGAAGUGGACAGACAAGGACUCGCUGCUCUUCAUGGUGGAAGAGGCUGGGAGGUUCCUGCCCCUCUGGCUGCACAUUGUCCUCAUUAUGGUGCUGCUAGUGCUGUCGGGCAUAUUCUCUGGCCUCAACCUGGGGCUUAUGGCCCUGGACCCCAUGGAACUGCGCAUUGUGCAGAACUGUGGCACAGAGAAGGAAAGAAAGUAUGCCCGCAAGAUUGAGCCUAUCCGGCGCAAGGGCAACUACUUGCUCUGCUCGUUGCUCCUGGGGAACGUGCUGGUCAACACCUCUCUCACCAUCCUUCUGGACAACCUCAUUGGCUCUGGCCUCAUGGCGGUGGCCUCCUCCACCAUUGGCAUUGUCAUCUUUGGGGAGAUCGUACCUCAGUCCCUGUGCUCCCGACACGGGCUGGCUGUAGGAGCCAACACAAUUGUUCUCACCAAAUUCUUUAUGCUACUCACCUUUCCCCUCAGUUUUCCCAUCAGCAAGCUCCUGGACUUUUGUCUGGGCCAGGAGAUUCGCACUGUUUACAAUCGGGAGAAGCUGAUGGAGAUGUUGAAGGUGACAGAGCCCUAUAAUGACCUCGUGAAAGAGGAGCUAAAUAUGAUCCAGGGUGCCCUGGAACUACGGACCAAAACUGUGGAGGACGUCAUGACCCAGCUCCAGGACUGCUUCAUGCUCCCCAGCGAUGCCAUCCUGGACUUCAACACGAUGUCAGAGAUUAUGGAAAGUGGCUAUACCCGCAUCCCAGUGUUUGAAGAUGAGCAAUCCAAUAUUGUAGAUAUUCUCUACGUCAAAGACUUGGCCUUUGUGGACCCUGAUGACUGCACCCCCCUCAAGACCAUCACCCGCUUCUAUAACCACCCAGUGCACUUUGUCUUCCAUGACACCAAGUUGGAUGCCAUGCUGGAGGAGUUCAAGAAGGGGAAGUCCCACCUGGCCAUCGUGCAGAAGGUGAACAAUGAGGGUGAGGGCGACCCCUUCUACGAGGUCCUGGGCCUGGUCACCCUGGAGGACGUCAUUGAGGAGAUCAUCAAGUCCGAGAUCCUGGACGAGUCGGACAUGUUCAUUGACAACCGAAGCCGGAAACGGGUGUCUGAGAAGAACAAGCGUGACUUCUCAGCCUUCAAGGAUGCUGACAAUGAACUCAAAGUGAAAAUCUCCCCUCAGCUCCUUCUGGCCGCUCAUCGCUUCCUGUCCACAGAGGUCCCCCAGUUUAGCCCCUCUCUAAUAUCAGAGAAAAUCCUGCUGCGGCUGCUCAAGUACCCAGACGUCAUUCAGGAACUCAAGUUUGACGAGCACAACAAGUACCACCCCCUCCAUUACCUGUAUACCCGAAAUAAGCCGGCUGACUACUUCAUCCUCAUCCUGCAGGGGAAGGUGGAGGUAGAGGCAGGGAAGGAGAACAUGAAGUUUGAGACGGGUGCCUUCUCCUACUACGGGACCAUGGCCCUGACCUCUGUCCCCUGUGACCGCUCCCCAGCCCACCCCACCCAGCUUAGUCGCUCAGCCUCCCUCAGUUACCCGGACCGCACGGAUGUCUCGACCUCAACAGGCUUGGCAGGCGGCAGCAACCAGUUCGGCAGCUCCAUCCUGGGCCAGUACAUCUCUGAUUUCAGCGUUCGUGCAAUCAUGGACCUGCAGUACAUCAAGGUGACUCGGCAGCAGUACCAGAAUGGGCUGCUGGCCUCACGCAUGGAGAACAGCCCUCAGUUUCCCUUGGAUGGGUGCACCAUGUGCACGGAGAACUGUGUCGAGAAGUCCGAGCUGCCUGUGGUGGAUGAGACCACAACUCUUCUCAAUGAGCGUAACUCCUUGCUGCACAAAGCCGCCCACGAGAGUGCCAUCUGACAGGAGGGCCCGGGGUCCCCUGCCUACCCUGCGGGGGCCUCCCCAGUGGGCCCACAUGAAGAGAGGGGGCCUGUUAGGCCAGAAAGGAUGCAGAUAGAUAGCCUGUCUGACUGAGCAGCCAGAUGGCCCCCGUCUGUGGGGAUCUGGCCUCCAACAGGGACCUGUGAACUGCUCUGGGGUAGCGCCUGCCCAGCCCUGGAUUGCUGGUGCAGCGGGCCAGCUACCAUGAGCAAAGGCUGUUUUUUUACUGAGAGAAUUUCUAAACUAGGCUCAUUGCUCCUCUUUUUAAAUAUUAUUUUGGGAAGGGAAGACAGGGUUAAGGAACUUU
Messenger RNA from Propithecus coquereli (Coquerel's sifaka), 2656 nucleotides. RefSeq names its product cyclin and CBS domain divalent metal cation transport mediator 4 (gene CNNM4). The coding region runs from base 1 to 2328 and encodes 775 amino acids. Gene Ontology annotation, cellular component: plasma membrane. Gene Ontology annotation, molecular function: magnesium ion transmembrane transporter activity; sodium ion transmembrane transporter activity. Lineage: Eukaryota; Metazoa; Chordata; Mammalia; Primates; Indriidae. The record is from RefSeq and is a predicted model, not a curated record. Gene Ontology annotation, biological process: magnesium ion homeostasis; magnesium ion transport. The transcript is spliced from 7 exons.